This is a messenger RNA of Lytechinus pictus (painted urchin), 4254 nucleotides long. Its product is annotated as ubiquitin carboxyl-terminal hydrolase 1-like. Gene Ontology annotation, biological process: protein deubiquitination. The record is from RefSeq and is a predicted model, not a curated record. Gene Ontology annotation, cellular component: nucleus; cytosol. NCBI's taxonomy places the organism in Eukaryota, Metazoa, Echinodermata, Echinoidea, Temnopleuroida, Toxopneustidae. Bases 26 to 2455 code for a protein of 809 amino acids. Gene Ontology annotation, molecular function: cysteine-type deubiquitinase activity. The transcript has 8 exons.
UGCAGACUUUGAUGACCGUACUGCAAUGGCUGCGAGUGUGGAAGCACUGCAAAGUCCACCCAGGAAGAGGGCGAGAUUGUCACUGAAGCUUGUGAGAAAAGACCAACAGACCAGCAAGGUCAGCGCACCUGUUGGUGAAGAGCAAGGAGAGACCAGAGAUGAACAACCAAAAUAUGAAGCAGCCGAUGGUGUAGCACCUACUUACAGUGAACCGACAUCGUCCACCAUUCCAAGCGAGUAUAUGAUAAGCGUAGCUCCGUAUACUGGUCUGCAUAACCUGGGCAACACCUGCUAUCUCAACAGUGUGCUACAAGUUCUAAGGUAUUGUCCAAGCUUUAGCGAGAAUCUGGCAAGACUUUCCGGGUUGGUUUCUGACAAACUCAAGAAGAAAGAUGAAGAAGGAGAGGACGAUACUGCUGUAGAGGAUGAGAGGAGUAGGCGGAGAAGAGUCGAGUUCUUAGGACAGCUUAAGUUGGUUCAAGCAAUGAAUAAAUUGUUCAACACCAUGUCUGAGAAGGAGCAAUCUUACUUGAAGCGGAUGAUGCCAGCUGGUCAGGAAUUAGCUAUGUAUCCUGAAGAAAUCUUGGAAGCUAUCAGGGAAUUGAACUCAAUGUUCAAAGGCUAUCUACAGCAUGAUGCCCAGGAGCUUCUCUGUUGCAUCCUCAGUAACGUCCAAGAGGCUUGCCAGCGACUUGGUGACCUCCAGGAGAACAAAGAGAACCAGACCAAUCAGGCUGCUGUCAUGGAUGUACCUUCGGGAACCUGCCUGAAAGCUGUGAGGAAGCUUGACAUGGGCGGAGCUGGUGAUGGUUCGACGGAGAAAGAGUCUGGAAGACUGUUGGGAGGCGGUAGACCCCUCGGUGGAGGUAGGCCUAGGAGUGAAAAGACAUUGAGUGAAAAGAAGUUGGAUUAUAAAGGGCUCGGUAAUGAUGCACUUGUGACGCACCAGGACAAAGGCAUUGGUGAUCAUCCUAAUGGGUUUAGUGAUGGAAAUGUUGAACACGUUAAACUUUGCAAUGGCAACAUCACAGGCACUCUGAAAAAGUCUGAGACAAUCAACGGGGUGGUGGCGGGUCACCACGGAGGGAUUUCCCCAAGUAAUGACUCUGUGCGGAGACGAGGGGGGAGGAAGAGCGCUGUGACAAACGGACACUUAUCGGGGAUAGAGUGCAAUGGGAUGAAUGGUAGCCUUCCGGAGACGAACGGAUCGGGAGACGGUGGGAGCUGUAAGAAGAAGCGUCUUGGGAUCGGUCGCCUUGCAUUGCAGCAGUAUUCCCUGAGCAAGUUUGGCAUCGUCAAGAAAGACAAAGCACCACCGGUUGAACAACGUACACAAGAUGAUGCAUCUCACCAUCAUUGUGCUGAACUUGAUUUGGCCGAGGCUUCGAAGGAAGCGCCUGAAGUUGGAACAUUUGCUUCCAGGAAUGUGACCGCUAAUAACUCCAAUGACCCUGAUAAGUCUGUGGAUACACCCAAAGCUUCUCCGAAAGUGGAGGAUGAUUCGGAGACAGUCGAACGACUGCAAGGAGACCAUUCACCACCAGCCACCCAAGACAAGGAAAUAUCAACAAAGCUGGAAGAAUGUCCUGUCCCCGAGCCACCAACGACCAACUGCGCCCAAACGGCAGUGGUGGAAGGGGUUGGAGACCAGGGUGGGGCAGUGGAGAGUGCAGGCGCUGCAUCUUUGCUGGGUGAGAUGAAGGUGAUCGAGAGGCUCUUUCAGGGUACCCUUGUACUCCAGACACGCUGUCUGGAGUGUGAAUCCUGCUCGGAGAAGAGGGAAGAUUUCCAGGAUGUCAGCGUUCCAGUUCAGAGUAUUCCUGCCUUCACCAGUGAAGAGGAGCAAGGAGAACAUGCCCCAGAUGUCAACCCUCGUAACCUGUCUCUCAGCUGGGCAUUGUCUGAGUUCACCAGUGUGGAGAGACUGACCGACGAUAACAAGUACUUCUGUGAGCAUUGUUUUCAUCUGACAGAAGCCGAGAGAUCUGUGCUCUUUGGGAGGCUACCCGGUGUGCUUAUCAUCCAGCUGAAGAGAUUCAGUGCUUUCAUCAACUGUUUCUCUCCUGGAGGAUCCGUGUCAAAGGUCAACGACCAUCUAGCCAUCCCGUUGACGCUGAGCCUCGCCAAGUGGUGUUCUGGAUCUUGUCAACAGAGGAACACGCCCUAUGAGCUCUGUGCAGUGGUCGCUCACAGUGGGUCAUCUAGCUCCAGCGGUCAUUACAUCGCCUAUGCUCGGGUGCCUCAAAAAAAUACAGAAUCCCGAUCCUGCGACGCCGACCCGGGAGCCCAAGAUCAGUGUCCCAGGAAGGAGUCCUGGGCCAAGUUUGACGACGACAGAGUUCAGGUCCUGUCCGAUGAGGAGUUCGAGUCCCUGGUGAAUCCCCUGCAGGGCAACGACUCCGCUGCUACUCCUUACCUUCUACUCUACAAAGAUGCUCACCAGAUCGCAAGAUGAAAUAGAGAUAUUUGAAUUUUUCUUGUUUGUUUAUGAUUUUACAUAAUAAUGGAUAGGGUGCAGAUAACAUACCUCACCUGAACCCUAUAGAAGAGGUGUGGUAGUUCAGCUUUCUUUUUAUUUAUUUUUUUUCAUUUUUGAAUUUCAUUUAUCUUUUUUAUUUUAAUCAUUUUGUGAAUUUAUUGUGUAAAAGUGUAAACAUUAUGGCAAAGUUAGAGAGGAUUUUCAGCUCUGUUUAUUUUUGGUUUCUCUCAGCCAUGCUCUUGUAGCUGAAAAUUGUUUAGCAAAAGACCAAACUGAACUUUCCUUCAUUUAAAAAAAUAUAUACUUUUGUUGAAUUGAAUUGAAUAUAUUUAUUCUCCCAAAAGUUUUUCAAUAAUAUUAAUGAUAAUAAUGAUGAUAAUAAUAAUAGUAAUAAUAAUGAUAAUAAUGAAAAUAUUCAUGAGACUUGUAUAGUGCACUUUCCAUCUUGAUUUCAUGCUCAUGGCGCUUCAGAACCGAACAUCAACAAAAAUAAAUUACAUAUAAUACAUGUUUGAACAACAGGUCGAUAUCUGUCAAAAAGCUUUCUGAUACAGGUAUGUUUUCAGGUUGCCCCUGAAGUAUAGUAAUAAUUAUACUUGCUUAUAUCGCUUUAACACUUACCUGUACUUUAUCAGAAGUCUCAAGCGCUCUACAGAAAUGCGGCAUGAUUUGCACUGGCUUUAGCAGUGCAGAUUUUAUACGCACUGCGUUGGAAGGAAUAAAUUCUUGCCAGAUAGCCAUGUGCCACUCCUGUGUUAAGUGCAGCACAUUGUGGAUCAAUUGCUUGUUGAAAGAAGUUACACCAUAGCUGGGAUUCAAACCCACAACCCUCUGUUUCAUAGUCCGGAGUCUACCUCACUGGGACACAACGAGGGGGCACAAUUAUGCCAUAGAUUAAGUGUAGAAAGUUGAGGUAUGAAAUGAUAUUUGAACGGUUUCACCUUGUUGGUUGUUUCAAUUAUUCCAUGAGUGGAUUUUUAUGGUCCUCUUCUAUGAUGAUAUCUCAUAUCGUGUUGUUCCAAGAACGCCCUUAGCACCACACUUACGUGCAUUGCAUGCACGCAGAAACGCCCUCAGUAGCGCACACAAGGGCAUUGCGAAAGGACGCUUGUGCACAGAUAAGGUGCACGUAAGCGUGGUGCUAAGGGCGUUUCUGCACUGACACAACGAUAUUUGCUCAGGGUAGCCUCUUCAGCUAUAUAGCUAGUCUUCAAGCGGGCACUGCAUAACAUAUACUAUUUCACUGAAAAGAUCCAUCUGAUAGACAUGAGAAACUGUUCUUUCAUCGAUUAUCAAGAAAUUUUACUUGUAUUGUGGUUAGCUUUCACUUGCGAGGCUGCAAGCUUCGCAAGAGCUGUAGUUGUUGCUUGGGCAGCAUGACGAAGCGUUAGAAUGGGAUUGUAUGUGGACGAAAGAGCGUGUUGUCCUAAGUCUCUAUUCAAAGGGAGAUGGGGUGGUUCCGUCCCGCACAAAUGUGUAUAGCCUCUCUAAUCCAUAUGGUAGACUCGUCAUUAUCGCUUGCGAGUCUGGAACUUUCUAAAAACAGAAAAUAUUUCUUGAUUGUGGAAGAAAAAAAUAUUUUCUCAUAUUGUCGUUACCCCUCUCCUGGCUAGAUGGCAGAAGGUCUUCAACAUUACUCGGCCCGGGAUUGAACCCACGUCCUUCCAUUCACGAGGCAGGGGCGUUACCUCUGAACCACCUUUCCAGAUGUUUGGUAUUAGUAGGAAUAUCCUCAGCUGAAAAAGGUUACAAGUUUUUACCAUUUCUAAUAAAAC